This is a messenger RNA of Pelobates fuscus (common spadefoot toad), 2935 nucleotides long. RefSeq names its product serpin B4-like. NCBI's taxonomy places the organism in Eukaryota, Metazoa, Chordata, Amphibia, Anura, Pelobatidae. Bases 61 to 1278 code for a protein of 405 amino acids. Gene Ontology annotation, biological process: negative regulation of endopeptidase activity. Gene Ontology annotation, molecular function: serine-type endopeptidase inhibitor activity. The transcript has 8 exons. The record is from RefSeq and is a predicted model, not a curated record.
ACAUGCUUCCUUGUUUCAAUAGUCCUGAUUCAACUUUCCUGGAGAAAAGGUGGUCUGACCAUGGCAUCUGUAAACAAGAGUAUCAACACAUUUUCACUUAAUCUUUACAAAGAACUGAGCAGCUCUAACAAUGAGAAGAGUGUUUUCUGCUCACCUAUAAGCGUAGCAUCAGUACUGUCAAUGCUGAGCUUGGGUGCCAGAGGAGACACAGAGAGGCAAAUAAAGAAGGUUUUGGAAUUUGGUGAAUUUACUGAAGCAAGAGUUAAACCUCCCAAUCAAUGUGAAAAUCCAGCCCAAGGCAUUCAGCAAACGCAGCGAGUUCAGAAGCAGACGGCUCCGCCACGUCCUGAAGUGGGAGAGGAGCAUCGGCAAUUUCAAAAUAUUCUGUAUAAAUUGACAUCUCUUCAAAGUGAGACAGAACUUAAAAUUGCCAAUGGGAUGUUUGCUCAAGACAAGUUCCCAUUAUUACAGCAAUACGUGAAAAGUGUGCAGCUACUUUAUCAGGCUAAACUUGAGUCUUUGGAUUUUCAAAAGGAUGAGAGCAGGCAAGAGAUUAAUAAAUGGGUGGAACACCAAACAAAAGAUAAAAUCAAGGACUUAUUUCCACCAAACUCAAUUGACAGAAAUGCUGCCUUGGUCCUGGUCAGUGCAAUAUAUUUUAAGGGACAAUGGGAGACUCCGUUUGAUGUUGAAAAUACAAAAGAAUCACCUUUCUACGUGAACAAGGAUGUAGUUGUAUCCGUUCCAAUGAUGAAUCAAACAGCUAAGUUUAAUGUGGGAAUUCUAGAGGAUCUGGGUGCCAAAAUCCUUGACUUACCGUAUGGAGGAGGUGAAUUGAGUAUGUUCAUACUUCUCACGGAUGAAAGAUUUGGUCUAGAGAAAAUUGAGCACCAGAUAACUGCAGAGUCAUUGGCUCUGUGGACAAAAAGAGAAAACAUGGUUAAUACAAGGCAUGAUGUCUACCUGCCCCGGUUUAAGUUAGAGGAGAGCUACAAUCUGGGCCCAAACCUGGUUAAAAUGGGAAUGGUGGAUGCAUUCAGCCAACAAAAAGCUGACUUGUCUGGAAUUUCCAAAGUGGGUCUGAAUGUCUCAAAAGUGUUUCAUAAGGCUUUUAUUGACGUAAAUGAAGAAGGCACUGAAGCAGCUGCAGGAACUGGAGCGAUCGUCAUCCCAAAAAUGCUUCCUCCAACUUUCAAAGUAGAUCAUCCAUUCUACUUUUGUAUAAAACACAAUGAAACAAACACCAUUCUUUUCAAUGGGAAGUUAAUGUCACCAUAGAAGAAUUGUAGAUUGGCAAAAGAAAAGAGAAUCAAAUAUGUUAAAAUAAAAAUAUAUCUUUCAGCUGUUUAAAAGCCAUCUACAUUUUUGUCAGUAUCCUAAAAUAUAUAGCGAUUUUUUUUAGUAACGUAUAAGUAGAAAAUAAUAUGCUUGAGGGAAAGAAAUGUAAUGGCCGCUAUGCAAGCUUACAAAUGUAAAGGUGGAUUCUGUAGUGACUUUCAAAUUGAGAUGAACAGAAACAGUAACAAUGCAGAGAUAAGUCAGGCUGUUAAAGGGAUUCACUUGAAGUAGAGAAAAACCUCACAAUAUUAAAAACAAAACAAAAAAAACAUGACAAUUAGAAUAAUAGUGUAUGUUUUAUCAACACAAUAUUGUCUUUUGCUACUCAAAGAAAAUGCCGUUUAACAGCCUGGUUCAAUUAUAAUUGUAAUUUCUUAAUUUCUGUGCCAAAGUAGGUUAGGCAGAGAUGGAAGUAAGAGCCUAUUUGUUAGGAAAUUGUCUGUGGUGGGUUUGGUGCCAGACAACUUUCUUCCACCUGAGGUCUAACCUUUGGCUUAAAAAUGGCUAUUGCAAGCAUUGCAUGUGUUAUAGUGCGGGAGGCAAGAACUCACAGAGGGUACACCGUAAAUCAAUUAGUAACCAAUGAUCAACCAACAGACAGGGUUCACAAGGGUAAGACAUGGAUUAAGAACAAAGAGGAACAGUAAACUUUCAGAUUGGCACUAAGAGAAGGAAGCAAGUAAUCCAUGACAAAUUUCUAUUCAAUGUAGUCAAGCUACCUGAAUGCAAGGUCCAUGGUACAAUUCUAGAGCAGAGCAAACCUGGAAAGGCAAGGAAGGACAGUAGAGUGAGUAGUAAAACGGACAAGAUAGUUGAAGCAUAAAUGGACUAGUACUGACUAAAUAGCAAAUACAUACAUGACCAAACCUAGAGCCAAAAUCAUUAUCAAAGUCCAAUCCUAAAUUCCAUAUACUGGUGCACGUAUAUGUAGUUUGAAAUCUACACAGACACAAGUAUUUAGUAGUCAAUAUGUUCAAUGAGGCAGAUCACACCUAAACAUUUCACCACAGGUUGAGCAAGAGAGAGACAAUCAUGCAUGAUAUGUGCCUAUGCUUGCACAAACAAGUUCUUGCAAGAGACACUGUUCCAUUAGGAAGGCAUAGAGCAGGGGUGCCCAAAAGGUAGAUCCCCAGACUUUGUAGAACUACGAUCCCCUUGAUGCUCUGCAUGCCUUUAGAAUGCUUUAGAAUAGCAAAAUAUAAUGGAAGCUGUAGUUCUACAACAUCUGAUAUACCUUUUGGGCACCCCUGGCAUAAAGAGUCCUUACAUUUUGCUUAAACCACAACAUUGAUGCACACCUUUUUGAAGUUCAGCCUGGCAGCAGGUGGGCAUCCAGUUUUGCAGGAGCCGCUUUUAUUUGGUGAUUGAAUAUUUGAUGCUUAAUAUUUACAACUUGUAGAAUUCUAUUAUACACCAAUACGAAAUUUUAGCAUUUUUAACAUCUUAUAUUUUCUCUAAAAAAUAUUUUCUUAUAGUACAUUUUGCCAACAUGCUUCAGCUACAGUUGAAAUUCUCUCAUAAAUAUGCAAUACUGUUUAUAUUCUUUUAAAGUGGCAACAUGAUAAUAAAAUUAAUUUCAUUCUCUAAAAUUGUUCAA